Messenger RNA from Chrysochloris asiatica (Cape golden mole), 1656 nucleotides. RefSeq names its product solute carrier family 22 (organic anion/urate transporter), member 13 (gene SLC22A13). The transcript has 10 exons. Gene Ontology annotation, molecular function: transmembrane transporter activity. The record is from RefSeq and is a predicted model, not a curated record. Gene Ontology annotation, biological process: transmembrane transport. Lineage: Eukaryota; Metazoa; Chordata; Mammalia; Afrosoricida; Chrysochloridae. Gene Ontology annotation, cellular component: membrane. The coding region runs from base 1 to 1656 and encodes 551 amino acids.
AUGACUCAAUUCGCCCAGGUGUUCGCUGAGAUAGGCGACUUUGGUCGCUUCCAGAUACAGCUCAUGGUACUGCUGAUUAUCCCCAACUUCCUGUCUGCUUUCUACAUGUUUGCCCAGGUUUUCAUGGUUCUAGAUGAAGCCCACCACUGUUCAGUGGCCUGGGUCAAGAAUCACACUUUCAACCUAAGUGCUACUGAGCAGCUGAACCUGAGCGUGCCUCUGGAUGCUGCUGGGAAUCCAGAAAACUGCCUCAUGUUCCGGCCACCCCCUGACAACGCCAGCCUGGAGGACAUCCUUGGCCACCACCUCAAUGAGACACAGCCUUGUGAGAAUGGCUGGGAGUAUCCUGAAGACAAACCCCUGUCCCUAAAGAACGAGUUUGACCUGGUUUGUGAUCGGAAACACCUGAAGGAGACCUCACAGUCAGUAUUCAUGGCUGGGCUCCUCCUUGGCUCUGUCAUCUUUGGACCCCUCUGUGACUGGAUUGGCCGCAAAAUUACUAUCUUGGUGCAGCUGCUACUCUUCGCCAUCGUUGGCCUGUCCACAGCCUUUGUGCCGAGUUUUGAGCUGUACACAGCCCUGCGCUUUGCUGUGGCCACUGCUGUUGCUGGGUUUUCCUUCAGCAAUGUCACUCUACUUACGGAGUGGGUAGGGCCCUCAUGGAGAACCCAGGCUGUGGUCUUGGCCCAGUGUGCCUUCUCCGUCGGGCAGAUGGUACUAGCUGGACUCGCCUAUGGCAUCCGCAACUGGCGGCUCUUCCAGAUUGCUGGCACUGCACCUGUCUUGCUGCUCUUCUUCUACAUCUGGGCUCUACCAGAAUCAGCAAGGUGGCUUCUGAUCCAGGGGAAGAUCGAGGAGGCAAAACAAGUAAUCCAGAAAGCAGCCUCAGUCAACAAGCGGAAACUCUCUCCAGAGUUCCUGAGCCAGCUGGUUCCAGAGAGUACAGGCCCCUCAGGGAAUGCCCUGGAUCUGUUCCGACAUCCCCAGCUCCGGAAGGUCACCCUGGUUCUCCUUUACGUGUGGUUUGUGGACUCUCUCGUGUACUUUGGUUUGAGUUUCCAAGUAGGGGACUUCGGCCUGGACAUCUACCUGACCCAGCUAAUCUUUGGAGCAGUUGAGGUACCGGCCCGUUAUUCCAGCAUCUUCAUGAUGCAGAAGUUGGGCUGCAAGUGGAGCCAGCUCGGAACCUUAAUUCUGGGUGGCCUCAUAUGUAUCGUCAUCGUCUUCAUCCCAGCAGAUCUGCCCAUGGUGGUCACUGUGCUGGCUGUUGUGGGGAAGUUUGCCACGGCUGCUGGGUUUACCAUCUCCUAUGUGUAUUCUGCUGAGCUCUUUCCUACCAUCAUACGGCAGACAGGCAUGGGGCUGGUGGCCAUCUUCUCAAGGACCGGGGGCAUCCUCACACCACUUGUGAUUCUGCUGGACGAGUACCACGCGGCCCUCCCUAUGCUCAUCUAUGGCAGUUUCCCCAUUGUAGCAGGCUUUCUCUGUAUCCUGCUACCAGAAACACAUGGCCAGGCCCUGAGGGACACCAUUGAGGACAUGGAGCAGGGCUCCCAUCCACGGUCCCCGAAGUCAAUGCCCACAGAAAAAGAAAUAGAAGCUGUGGAAAGAGUUUCCAACUCAGGGGUGGCCUAUGUAAACAGCACUUACUUCUGA